Messenger RNA from Colossoma macropomum (tambaqui), 778 nucleotides. RefSeq names its product BCL2 modifying factor 1 (gene bmf1). Gene Ontology annotation, biological process: positive regulation of apoptotic process; negative regulation of autophagy; apoptotic process. The coding region runs from base 133 to 600 and encodes 155 amino acids. The record is from RefSeq and is a predicted model, not a curated record. The transcript is spliced from 4 exons. Gene Ontology annotation, cellular component: myosin complex. NCBI's taxonomy places the organism in Eukaryota, Metazoa, Chordata, Actinopteri, Characiformes, Serrasalmidae.
UGGAGAUGAAGAGCAGAAUGAGGAGAGAAGUGGAGAGAAGAGGAGCAGAGAUCGCUCUAGCGGUAAUCUGGCUGGACAUAAAGGACUUUAAAACAGAACGACCAGAGGUGGACAGUGUGCGAGAUCCUGCUCAUGGAUGAAGAUGAAGAUGAUGUGUUUGUAAUGGAUACACAACAUUGGCGUUCCUCAAUCAGGGAGAUAAAGCAGGAGGAGCGGGGCACUCAGACUCCGGGGCGGCCGUCAGCUCGGCCCAACGGCAUGCUGCCCUGCGGAGUGUCUGAGGAGCCAAGACGCCUAUUCUAUGGUAGUGCAGGAUUGCUAUUACUGGCACCAUCUGCCCGUCCUGAACACGUUGAGGGUGCCAUGCUUCAGGAGGACCAGCUCGCCAUGGAGCCUCGGAGACGGCCCCCACACAGUGUGGAGGCCCGCAUCGGUCAGAAGCUCCAGAUGAUUGGAGACCAGUUUUAUCAAGAGCACAUGCUGCAACACAGAAACCAAAGGAACCAGCAGCCAUUUUGGUUGCGUUUGGCAUCAGCGUUGUACACGCUUCUGUUUGAGAGGGAGCCAGUGGCUAAUGGGAGGAGAGUGGAGUGGAGGUGAGAUGGCCACCUCGAAAGAACUAACAACUGCCACCUUCAUCCUGGCUUCAUCAUGGAGUAGGGAUGCUUAAAUGGCACUGUCUGAUUUUUAACACGGGUUUUCAGGGAGAGGGGGGAAAAAAAAAGAAAACGAGAUGGAAGACAAACAUCUCCGCGGGACGGAGGCGCUGGCUUUUACA